Molecule: messenger RNA, 3275 nt
Organism: Chara braunii
Lineage: Eukaryota; Viridiplantae; Streptophyta; Charophyceae; Charales; Characeae
Source: the annotation of a GenBank genome assembly
GGACGCGUGAGCCUCACUAAACACAUCUAGAUGUGUAUAAGAGAAGAGAGAGAGAGAGAGAGAGAGAGAGAGAGAGAGAGAGAGAGAGAGAGAUGGUGGGGGACGGCAGUAAAAUCGACCCCUCAAAGGCGGUAGGCCAUGUGGUUGUAGAGACAGAAAUAGAGUACACAGAGAGAGAUGUGGCCAUGUAUGCGCUUUCGGUGGGAGCAGGGUUGUCGGACCCCUUGGACCGCAUGGAACUGGACCUGGUUUGCGAUAUUGAAGGUCGGUACAGGAGUGGGUAUAGUGUGAGAACGCUGCCGUCGUUCGCUUCAUGUUUCAUUGCAGGCCUGCUGGAAAAUAUGCCAAAGACUCCUGGAUUAUCAUACGAUCCUUCCCUGCUCCUCCAUGGGGAGCAUGUGAUAGAGGUCCUACAUCCAUUGCCUACAAGUGGAAAGGUGCGGAGUAAAAGCAGGAUCGUGGACAUUCGUGACAAGGGUAAAGGAGCGCUUAUUGUGAUCAAGACACAGUCUGUUGAUGUCAACACUGGAAGAGAACUCUGCGUUAACUUGACGUCUUGCUUUCUACGCGGAGCUGGUCAGUUUGCGACUGGAAGGGCAGCCCCUUUGAAACUCCCAGUGACACGAGGAGGUGCUGGUGGAGACGUCACCUGGGAGGGCCGAUCUCUCAGUUCUGGGAAAACCGCUGGUGGUGAUGUGACUGGUAGCUCCUCCUCGUCAAAGCUGCGGCCCUCGUCUGAUUCCAUGCCGAUGCCGAGGAAGAGAGAGAAGACGCGGAGUGAAACUAGUAGACCUUUUCCCCCUUCUCCGACGACUACUCCCUCAUCUAACUUCGAUGGGCAACAUCCUGCGCCCUUCGUGUGGGAGGAGACGACACUCCUCGCUCAGGCGCUGCUCUUUCGUCUUUGUGGCGACGUCAAUCCCAUUCAUUCGAACAUGGAGGUUGCUGCGAAGGCUGGAUUCAACCGGCCGAUUCUUCAUGGGCUGUGUACGUACGGAUACGCCGCAAGGGCAAUCGUCCGUUGUUGUUGUCCUGGUCAUCCGGAGUGCAUACGGAAGCUGCAUGGCCGAUUUCUUCUUCAUGUGUUUCCGGGCGAGACACUUCGAACAGAAAUCUGGCGGGGAAACGGGAACAGACAUAAGAGUGGGAACCUGGGUGGGGAGGUGGGGGGUGGGGACCACAUUGUGGAGCAAGUCACUUUCCGAUGCUCUGUAAAGGAGCGAAACUAUGCUGCAGUCUUGAUGGGAACAGCAGAGCUGAUCUCCCUGCAAGCAAGACUGUAGAAGCACGGCAUGCAUGGAACUUGGGGGAAUUCGGGAAUGACUUGAUCUUUGAGCUGCUGUGAGCUUUGAGAAGACAGAUAAGCUGAGGAGCUGAUGGGACCAUCCAUCCAUCCAUCCAUCCAUCCAUCCGUCCAUCCAGCCAUCCAUCCAUCCACCCAUCCAUCCAUCUGUUGGUGUUGACUGUGAAUCACUCUAGUUAACACAUGGGAGUGGGACAUGGGAGUGGGACUGGCGGCUACACCGGCUAGUUCGGGACACGGGAGUGGGACUUGCGGCAAGUUCGUGCUGGGAAUGGCUGCUUGCUUGGCAACCAUUGUUUCGCUGCCUUCAUUAGCGCAUGACUAUGGACGUAGAGGGCUUUGCCCGAAAGGUGAUGUUUGUGAAGGAGCUAGCCCAGGGGCAGAAAGUCAAGAAAGGAGAAUGCAUGGAGGGGGAGGAGGUAGGGACAUGUAAUGGCUGCUUGCUCGGCAGCCAACCAUCGUUGUGCAGCCUUCAUUAGCAUAAAAAUAACAAGGAACACAGAGGGCUGCUUUGCCCAAAGGUGAUGUUUGUGAAGGAGCUACUGUAGCCCAGAGUCAUAAAGUCAGGCGAGGAAAAUGCAUGGAGGCGGAAGAGGUAGGGACGCAUACAACAAGGACAUAUAAGCGCACCGAGAUACACUUAGGGGAUAUCCCUACCUGCAUGGAAGCGAGAAUGCAGGUAGGGAUAUUACUUCAUAUGUUCCUGUGGAGGUAUGUUUGUGAUGAGUGAUACGAAGCAUCGGAAGCAAGAUCGGAAGCAAGGAAAACAAAGGGAGGUAGAGGAGGUUGGGAUGGUCGAUACGUUUGAUUAAGUGGGGCUUUUGCAGCACAGCAGCAGAAGCUAAGAAUUUCUUGGUGUGAGCAGAUGGGAAGAAGCAGGGAAUGAUUGCGGUGGGGUAGUGAAGGCAUGUGGCGGGGGAGAGGCAAACGAGGAGAGAACUGGGUGGGGGAACAGCAGGCAGGGAUGUGAUAAGGGAGGGAGACAUGCGGUGUUCUGUGUGACCGUGGGCCCGUGGCUGAGUGGUGUAACUAGGAAUCAAAAGAGCAAGGAGUUUUCAGACUUGGUUAUGGAAGAACUGUUCUACCUGAUAUGCCUUUUGGAUCCUAAUAAUGGCCAGAAAUGCGACUACAUACCUUUCCUCAUCCCGGUUCACGGAUGAUUGCCAGAUUUCUCACUUGUUCUUCUUUUGACUGACAGUUGACGUAUAGAAAAAGGACAGACGACUCUAACUCGGGCGGGCUUAGCGGCGAUUGCCAGGCUCGUAAUUGCAAACAACGUUUAAGAUGCAGUAGAUACUUAGACAGUUAAGAAACAGUAUGAGAUAUACAGCUGUCCCCCAAUGAGGAGAAGACAGCUUUAAAGUUUAAACCACCACUCUACCUCCACGCCUACAAAUUUCAAGUAGCAGCCUACAAGUUGAAGUGUCGGGAGGCUGGGCCCGCCGUCGAUAAAACCCAUCGGCGGCGUCCAUGCGUUACAGGCCUCCACACUUCGUGGAGCUCUUUUCCGUGACAGGCGUGCUGCAGGUAGUGGUGGUUUACAGAAAAAAAAAAAAAGACAAAAAGAAACUGAUUAUGAAUUACGAGUCUAUGCGAUCAUUUUGUCCUUGAGGCUUCAACAGCUGCAGUCUGCAAAAUUUGAGGGUUUAUCUGGCUGGCUGGCUGUCUCUCCUGUCUCCUUCGUUCUUAGUAAGAGUUUGAACGGCAGGUUACUUGUGAUCAAUAGCACCAGAUGAUGAUGAUGGUGAGGAGGAGGAGGAGGAGGAGGAGGAGGGUAAUGUGCAAACAAUGUGAAGAUAUGAAUUCACAUUUCAUGAUUUCAAUGAUUUCAUCUGAUUUUUUCAGAAAUUCGACAUGUUUCUUCAGCUAUGGAUACUGCCUUCCUGGAGUGAAAUGUGCAGUCAUUAUGGCUGUACCGAGACUGAAAGGUGACCAAAAUUCAGCUAUUGUAAUGAGCGUACAAUGCGGCGUA